AAAGCCUUGUGUUUUGGACUGAAGGAGGUCAUUAGAAAGUGAGGAGUGCGUACGGGCUGGUUCUCAAGGCGCAGAGACACCCAGUGACAGGACACACCUGAUGCCGGUGGAAGACAAACACUCAACUCCACCGUUUACUGUUCUAACCGCCGCGACAUGCUUCGUCUCGUCCUGCGGCUCAGGCCGUCGUCCGCCGGGCGCCACCGGCCCCGUGCCCUCCCGGUCGGGCCUGCUCCGCUCAGCACCCGCUCCGUGCCCGGUGCCGGUUCUCUGAAGCGGCUCCACUGCGGCCCGGGGUCCCGGACGGCGUGUCUGGGCUCCGGCUUCAGACACGCGGGGCUGCGGUGUCCCAACUACCAGGGCGCGCGCUUCUACAGCCUGCCGCCGCACCAGAAGGUGGAGCUUCCCGCGCUGUCACCCACCAUGCAGACGGGAACCAUCGCACGCUGGGAGAAGAAGGAGGGCGAUAAGAUCGGCGAGGGCGAACUCAUAGCAGAGGUGGAGACUGACAAGGCCACGGUUGGUUUUGAGAUCAUGGAGGAGUGCUACCUGGCAAAGAUCUUGGUUCCUGAAGGCACCAGAGACGUCAACAUCGGAGCUGUAAUCUGCAUCACGGUGGACAGCCCUGACCUCAUCGCAGCCUUUAAGGAUGUGACGUUGGAGUCUCUCCAAGCAGCCGGGGCCGGUCCUUCACCGGCUGCCUCCGCUGCCGCCCCGGGCAGCUCCUACCCCCCACACAUGAAGAUCACACUUCCCGCGCUCUCUCCCACCAUGACGAUGGGAACGGUGCAGCGCUGGGAGAAGAAGGUGGGGGAGAAGCUGAGUGAAGGAGACCUGCUGGCCGAGAUCGAGACCGACAAGGCGACCAUCGGUUUCGAGGUGCAGGAGGAGGGAUACUUGGCCAAAAUCAUGGUGCCAGAGGGAACUCGGGACGUUCCCCUGGGAUUGCCGCUCUGCAUCAUCGUACAGAAAGAAAGCGACAUCGCUGCCUUCAAGGACUACGUAGAGACGGGCGUGGCCGAGGUCUCCGCUCCGGCUCCGCCUCCGGCACCGGCUGCGGCUCCGGCGGCGGCGGCGGCGCCCGGUCCUGCAGCCGCUGCCCCGGCGGCACCCAGAAAGGGCCGCGUGUUCGCCAGCCCGCUCGCCAAGAAACUCGCCGCCGAGAAAGGAAUCGACCUGGCGCAGGUCAGCGGCUCGGGUCCCGACGGCCGCAUCACCAGGAAAGAUAUUGACGGUUUCGUUCCACCAAAGGCUGCACCCGCCGUAGCUGCUGCUGCUCCACCUCCAGCUGCUGCUGCUGCACCUUCAGCUGCAGCUCCUGCCGCUCCAGCUGGGACCUUCACAGACGUCCCGAUCAGCAACAUCCGCAAGGUCAUCGCUCAGAGGCUGAUGCAGUCCAAGCAGACGAUCCCCCACUACUAUCUGUCCGUCGACGUCAACAUGGACCAAGUGAUCGAGCUGCGGAAAGAUCUCAACGCUGAGGUGAAAGCCCAGAACAUCAAGCUGAGCGUGAAUGACUUCAUCAUCAAAGCCAGCGCUCUGGCCUGCCUCAAGGUCCCCGAGUGCAACUCGUCCUGGUUGGAUACGGUCAUCCGCACGAACCACGUGGUGGACCUGAGCGUCGCGGUGAGCACGCCCAACGGCCUCAUCACGCCCAUCGUCUUCAACGCCCACGUCAAAGGACUGGCCGCCAUCAGCGCCGACGUGACGGCGCUCGCCGCCAAAGCGAGGGGAGGAAAACUGCAGCCGCACGAGUUCCAGGGAGGAACGUUCACGAUCUCUAAUUUGGGAAUGUUUGGCGUGAAGAACUUCUCCGCGAUCAUCAACCCGCCUCAGUCCUGCAUCCUCGCCGUCGGCGGCUCCGAGAAACGACUGCUGCCCGCCGACAACGAGAAAGGGUUCGAUGUCGCCAGCGUGAUGUCGGUGACGCUGAGCUGCGACCACCGGGUGGUGGACGGCGCGGUCGGCGCCCAGUGGCUCGCCGAGUUCCGCAAGUUCAUGGAGAAACCCGUCACCAUGCUGCUGUGAAGGGACUGAACCGCCGUUACAAGAAACUGCAGCGACGGGCAGGAGGCCUCUCACCGGAGAGAUCUGAUUGGUCCGACCGGUCCGGAGCCUCCUGUGAUUGGCCCUCUGCCUCCAGGUCACUCCCAGGGGGAGAGGCGCAACUCGAGACACUUACCUGGCUCCUUCUGUCUGUCUGUCUGUCUGUCUGUCUCUCUCUCUCUCUCUCUCUCUCGCACUCAUUCGCUAUUUAUUGACGCCCCUUUUCAAGAGACCAGAAUUAUUCGAAUUGAUCUGGAAUAGAGAAACCGGUCUUAUGUCACCAACACAUUCAUGAUACAAGGUGUGUGUGUGUGUGUGUGUGUGUGUGUGUGUGUGUGUGUGUGUGUGUGUGUGUGUGUGUGUGUGUGUGUGUGUGUGUGUGUGUGUGUGUGUG
Molecule: messenger RNA, 2440 nt
Organism: Pseudoliparis swirei
Lineage: Eukaryota; Metazoa; Chordata; Actinopteri; Perciformes; Liparidae
Gene: dlat
Product: dihydrolipoamide S-acetyltransferase (E2 component of pyruvate dehydrogenase complex)
Exons: 14
Coding region: 157-2028 (623 amino acids)
Biological process (GO): pyruvate decarboxylation to acetyl-CoA
Cellular component (GO): pyruvate dehydrogenase complex
Molecular function (GO): dihydrolipoyllysine-residue acetyltransferase activity
Source: RefSeq, a predicted model, not a curated record